UUCACGUAGACUCUUGUGAUAAAAUGAUUGUCAACACUUCAAGUGAAGACAGAGCGACUGUGUAGUUCAGUGGAGCAUUGUGGAAAAUUGAUUUUGUGUCGGUUCAUGGUGCCUUUUUGGUGUGUAACAGAUGGGAAAAUUGCGAGGAUACGAAAAUCCUGUGGCUGUGGCCUCAACUGCGUCAGAUGAGAGACCAACUGGUCACGACCGGACGAAAUCUGAUGCUGAAAAUAAUGCUGAUCGAGAUACGACAGAUCGUAUUCCGACAAUUCGGAGAUUAUUCAACGCCAACAGGUAUGCCACAAAGAAGACAUUGGCACAAGGAAUUCUGGAUUUGGCUCUCUUGGCUUCAAAUGCUGCCCAGCUGAAGUAUCUGCUGAGAAUUGGAGAAUCCCAUGAAUUCUACACACUCCUCCUUGCCCUCAUUGUAUCAUCAAUCUGCCUUCAGGUAAUUCAGGCAAUUGUAUGUGUUGUGCUUGGGCUCAUCCUGGAUAUCAACAAUGUGGACCAACAGAAAAUUGCGGACAUUUGCAACAACGUCUGUUUGACUAUCAUCAUUGUCACUGUGGCUAUAAACGUUAUAAUUAGUGCUUUCGACCUGAAAGAUGAUGGCACAAGGCACAUUUAGGUCUUCUUCUCCUUUUGGCUAUUAGAUGUAAUUUUUGGUAAAGAUAUCUGGGCCAUAUUUCUCUACUUGCAUUUGAGAAGUUCGAGGUCUUUCAGCAUAUAAACCAUUUAAUUACAUUCAUUAACUUUUAAAUGUUCAAUUAUAACUUUAUAUGUCUAUAAAUAACCUUAUCAGUGUUAUAUGAAACUCAGAGUAGAUUGUACAGCUUUUUAUAUGUAUUUAUAAAUUAUAUAUAUAACCAAGUUAUUUGAGAGUGCUUUUGUGCUUCUGCAAUAUCUCUUCGUUAUAAUUGGAUGAAUCUACCAAAACUUUUACAGAGAUUUCGUUUUGUAUUGAAAAUUAUGUUUCGUGGUAUUGCAAUGCGGUUGAGGUUAUAUUUGAACGUUUGAAAAAAGAGUGAUUUGUAUUUUGGUGAAAAACUAUUCAAAAUUUCUAUCUUUAAAUUGAAUUUGUCUUAAUGUCAAUUAAGAUAAAUUCAAUUCAGGUUUGUGCAUAAAAGACUAUAGAAGUGGAUUUUAUUAUAUUGAUCUAUCAAUAGAAUUCAUGAAAUAAAAUCCAUUUAAUUUAAACAAUUUCCAUUGACAAUUGCAGUAGAGAAAAGAAAAGUAUUUGAGUAUUUUUAAUUUUCUCCUUGAUGAAUUGCUGAAUUGACAGUUUUAAAUGAAGAACUUCUCAAAUUCAUAUUGCUAAUGACGAAAUUUGAUUUAUCUUAUCGAAAAGAAUGUAUUUUUACUAACCUUAAUAAAUUUUUAUAUGCUAAAAUUAA
Molecule: messenger RNA, 1394 nt
Organism: Phlebotomus papatasi
Lineage: Eukaryota; Metazoa; Arthropoda; Insecta; Diptera; Psychodidae
Product: ninjurin-2-like
Exons: 3
Coding region: 131-628 (165 amino acids)
Biological process (GO): tissue regeneration; cell adhesion
Cellular component (GO): membrane
Source: RefSeq, a predicted model, not a curated record